Pseudoliparis swirei is the source of this 3606-nucleotide messenger RNA. RefSeq names its product kelch-like protein 10. The transcript has 5 exons. Gene Ontology annotation, molecular function: protein binding. The record is from RefSeq and is a predicted model, not a curated record. NCBI's taxonomy places the organism in Eukaryota, Metazoa, Chordata, Actinopteri, Perciformes, Liparidae. The coding region runs from base 1 to 1773 and encodes 590 amino acids.
AUGAGCGACCAGGCCGGAUCUUCGCCCCGGCGCUCCGUGUUCAACGACCUCCGUCUGGAGGGCCAGUUUUGCGACGCGGUCAUCAACGUGGAGAACGUGACGUUUGACGUCCACAGGGUCAUCCUGUGUGAAUGCAGCGAAUACUUCAUUGCUCUCUUCGGACGCUGGUGCCCACCAGGCAAGAAAGUCUUCAUCAUACCAGGAGUGUCUCCCGACGCCAUGCGGCUCAUCAUUGAGUUUGCGUACACCGGCUCCGUUUCAGUGACUGAAGAAAACGUGCGGGAGCUGCUGCUGGCGGCUGACCAGCUCAACGUGAUGGCCGUCGUGCAGACUUGCUGCGACUUCCUCGGGGAGCAGCUCAAAGCGGAGAACUGCAUCGGCAUCUUUGAGUUCACCGACAUCGUCUUCUGCCCCGAACUGCAGCGCAGGGCCUACCGCCACGUGGUGGAGCACUUCGAGGAGGUGGCUCGCCACGAAGAGUUCCUGCAGCUGUCCCUGCAGCAGCUCAUCGACCUCCUCGAAAGAGACGACCUCAACGUGAGGAACGAGAGCGUCGCCUUCGAGGCCGUCCUUCGCUGGAUCGACCACGCGCCCGAAACACGGAAAGCACACAUAGCGGUGCUCUUUUCAAAGGUGCGACUGGCCUUGACGAGUUUGAACUACAUGCGGCUCAAGGUUCUGUCCAAUGAGCUGGUGAGCACCAGCACUGAGUGCCUGUCAAUGGCCCGGGGUGUCCUCGAGGCCAUCGGUCACAUCAGGACCAGCAGGCCUUCGCUCAGCAACCCUCUCCUCCGCCGUCGCCUCCCGAACGCCGUCCUGUUGGCCAUCGGAGGCUGGAGCGGCGGCAAUCCAACCAACGCCAUCGAGGCGUACGACUUCCGCGCCGACUACUGGGUGAACAAGACAAACAAUUGCGAGCGUCCCCGCACCUUUCACGGCACCGCCGUCCUCAACGGGAGCCUCUACUGCAUCGGCGGCUUCGACUGGGCGGAGUAUUUUAACAGCGUGCGCAGGUUCGACCUGAGGACGCGCGUCUGGCACGAGGCCGCCUCCAUGUGCCACUGCCGCUGCUCCGUGAGCGUCACCGCGCUGGACGGAUGCAUCUACGCCAUGGGAGGCUUCGAUGGGAACUCGUGGCUCUGCACCGCCGAGCGCUACAGGCCCGAGGCCAACCAGUGGAGUCUCAUCGCGCCGAUGCAAGAGCACCGGAGCGACGCCAGCAGCACGACGCUGCACAACAAGCUUUACAUCUGCGGAGGCUUCAAUGGGAGCGAGUGCCUGCAGACGGCUGAAUGCUACCUCCCGGGGGCCGACCAGUGGACGCUGAUCGCCCCCAUGAGGAUCCCGCGCAGCGGAACUGGCACCGCUGCAUAUGGAGGUCUCGUGUAUGCAGUUGGCGGCUUUGAUGGCAACAACUGUCUGGACACUGCAGAGGCGUACGACCCCGUGCACAACAGCUGGCAGGAAGUGACGCCCAUGGUGACGCCCCGCAGCAACUUCGGCAUCGAAGUGCUGGACGAUCGUCUCUUUGUUGUCGGGGGCUUCAACGGCAACACCAGCUGCUGCAACGUGGAGAGCUACGAGGGGACGACCGCUGAGUGGACGGAGGCUUGUGACAUGGGCAUUUCCCGCAGUGCCCUGAGCUGCUGCGUGGUGUCCGGGCUCCCCAACAUGGCCGACUACGCUGUUCCCCGGGACGCACUGCUGCUGUUACACCAGGAUGCAGACUCGGACGAACACUCCUCAACCGUGCCAUCACCCACACGGUUUUAGAUAAAUAAAAUGUCUUUGUGCGUUAAUCUGCUGUCACUCCAGAUAACCCGGCUGCUAGCUGCCGGCAAAUACAAAGAAUACACACAUCCAGAGGUGUUGGCUCAUUUCAGACCUUUAACCCCCCUUCCCCGCGGGGGGGGGCAAGACGUGAUUGUGGGAACUCACUGACAGCCAAUGAAAUUGCAGUAUUAUCUACGCUGUCCAAUGUCCUGAAAAGCCACGUUUGGACGCGGGUUCGAGACUCAGUUGGGCUGUUGAUCAAGAAAAGUGUUUCCCACUUUAUCCCAGUGGCAGACAGAUUAUAUCAGUACUUGACUUAUUUAUUUAUAACCUAUAUGUAACAUAUUAGUUUUCUUCUCAUAAACAUUUGAAUUGCAAUUACUUAAAUUAAAUAUGUAUUUACUGUUCACUAUAAUGAUUCACAUAUUAAUGACAAAUGUAGACAUUAGUCCAUGAAAUAUAUUUAUUCACAACAGGGACAGUAAAUAUUGAACACACAGGCCAUAGUGCAAGGUCACACAAACAAUAAAAACAAUAAAAAUAGUCAAACAAAUAUAAUUUAUAUCAUAAAUGUAUAGAUGCUGCUGCUGCAGCGCUACCUCGUGGCUAAACAACAUGGUUACUCAGACAUAUCUAAUGUGGUCGCAAAAGCACAAAGUAAAUAUGCUGUAAUCCUUGAGCCCAGCAUUUGAGAAAAAAACUCAGAGGGACAGGUAAAGCAAAACUGAAUGAAGCAUCUCAAAUCAAAAAGUCCAGGAUGUUCUGGACCAAAUGUGGGGACGAUUGCUCCAACUCUGUAGGAAAAGCAGCAACAAAACAACACUAAUGACAAACAAUUAAAAAUAGAAUUAAAACGACCUAUGUGUGUGGCUUAUAUGGGUCGAUUCAUCUGGUCCAAGAAUGAUAUAUUUAUUGUUUCUAAGACUUCCGGUUCAAAAGUGAAAGCAGAAAAAAAGAGGAACAAAAGUAAUGUAAUUGUGUCAAAACGCUACAUUUGCAAUUUUUUUAACAAAGACCACACUAUUGGGGAUGAUUAUAAUAUAGAUUUAGGAUGCUGGUGUUCUCUCCAUUGCAUGCUGUGGUUCUUUGUGCCUGAAAGGAGAGAGAGAGAGAGAGAGAGAGAGCGAGACAGCGGGAGAGGGAGAAGAUCCACGAACACGUGAUCAUUGUAAUCAGGCGUGCUGAUAUUAUAAUCCAUCUCUCUUAAACGUCGUACCUUUUAAAAUAAAUAUUGGGGAGCUCCCCCCCCUAAAUCCGUCCAUCAAAUGAGCUCACAAACCAAACACUUUGGACCGAGAGUGCCGGCAAGGUCACAUGGCACUAAUUCACUUCCUUAGUUGUCUGUUACAAUUAUGUCGCAUUAUUUUGAUAAACAGCCGCCAAGGGGAUUGCUUAUAAUUAUAACAUAAAUAUCAAUUUAUUUAAUAAUAAUACUUUGGCAUAAUACGUAACUCACUACUCAUGAGUUAAUGGUUUGCCCCGCUGACCUGCAGUCUCAAGCUCUAGCACAGGGGUACUCAACUUCGGAGGCCAAGAGGGCCACAUUUAAACCACAACAGGUGCAAAGGGCCACACAUUAUUAUGAACAUAUAUUUGUACCAUUUUAUUCACUGUAUUUACUACUGCUGUUUAAUAUGCUGUCUUGCUAGUCAUUUUUAAUGCAUUCCAAAGCAUCAUGGAAUAUUUAACAAAUAUUCUCAAUUUCGGUAACAAAUGUAGUGUAGCGACUGCUUUUCCAAGGAUGACAAGUGUUGGUCAAGCUGAUGUUUUAUUAACACUGGAGUGAAUAGCUUUGCAUUGAUGACAUUGAUAAAGUUUGCAAUUGCUACUUUU